Molecule: messenger RNA, 612 nt
Organism: Komagataella phaffii GS115
Lineage: Eukaryota; Fungi; Ascomycota; Pichiomycetes; Pichiales; Pichiaceae
Exons: 1
Coding region: 1-612 (203 amino acids)
Cellular component (GO): nucleus
Source: RefSeq, a predicted model, not a curated record
AUGUCUUGUGAACACGAACAUCAUCAGCAUGAGGCGCCGCCAAUUGAAACUUCAUCCGCCCAAAGUUUGAAUACCCAGAUCGAUUUCACCAAGCUUACGGCUCUAAAUUGCACUACCCCUAACUCCAAACUAUAUGAGAUUUUUAUCCAUGAAGGAGAGGAAUCCAAGAUCACACUUUCCAGUGACUGUGAUAACCAACUUAUAUUGAAUAUCCCUUUCGUUUCUUCCGUUAAACUAUAUUCCUUGAUAUUGAAAACUUCACCCGAUAACGAUCAUUGUCCAAAAAAAAUCUCUCUGUUCAAGAAUGCGGAUGUCGAUUUUGAAACCACGGCGCCGAAAAAUACACAUCAUUUUGAACAGCCUCUAGUUGGAGAGUUUGUUGAACAUCACUUGCCUCGUCGCUUGUUUACAAAUGUUCAUAAAUUGACUAUUUUCUUCGAAGGAAACUGGAGCAACGAUGAGUUCGAAAGUUUGGAGAUAUUAGGAAUAGAAUUACGAGGUGAAUGGGCUCCGUUAACUAAAGAUCCGAUUAUCACGUUAUAUGAAGCAGCUGCCAAUCCUGCAGAUCAUAAAUCUUUAGCACAGGAGACCCAAGAUAGCGCCACUUGCUAG